Molecule: messenger RNA, 4335 nt
Organism: Hyla sarda
Lineage: Eukaryota; Metazoa; Chordata; Amphibia; Anura; Hylidae
Gene: ZNF618
Product: zinc finger protein 618
Exons: 19
Coding region: 739-3405 (888 amino acids)
Molecular function (GO): protein dimerization activity
Source: RefSeq, a predicted model, not a curated record
GUUGCUAAGGGCCUCAUUGAUUAAAAAUGGACCUUUUUGUCCAUAGCAACCAGUCUGCUGUGAUAAAAGGAAAGCUGUGGUUGCUAGGGGCAACAAAGACUUUAUUAGUUUUCAGCCUUUAGGCUUCAACCCGUGGCACUCCAGCUGUUGUAAAACUACAACUCCCAGCAUGUCUGGAUCUUAAAGAGAGAUUGUGUCAAUCUUGGCCACUUUACUACCAUAAACAGCACCACACCCGUCCAUGGGUCACGUCUGGUAUAGCAACUAAAAAGCUCAAUUUUGACGUGUUUCUAAAAUUGCCUCAGAUGAAGGAAUACAGUAAUAGGAUCUGACAAUCUGUGAUUUCCGGCUCCUCUGAAUCGCUGAAGUCCUGAACACUGUGAGACAAGAUUAUCCCAAGUAGAUUGAAGAAUCUAGAAGAUCCGGAAAUAGUCUGGUGCCUCUGAGUUCAACCGGUUAUUGGAGAGAUUGCACCUCCGCAGGAUGCCGAUCAACCAGGGUGGACGGUCCUAGGGUGGAGUCUGGGGGAUGAAAUAUCCCAUUGGUGUGUGCUGCCUUAGGACUCAAGGAAAUCAAAAUUACAGGUGUUACAUAAAGCAUCUGUAGUACUCCCAUUGGCCACAGGGUGGUGCCUCAGUGCUCAAGAAAACAAUUUUACGUCAUUGACGUAUUCCAGGGAGAGUGCGGUCCAGGGGGAGAGCGCGACACGUCUCUGAUUCAUUCCAAAGAGCGUGAACAAUGAGUACGCAAGAUGUAACGGUGAAGAAAGAGAAGCCUGAAGAGCUGCUCCAGCCCGUGCUGUGGAAGCAGAAGGCCAAAAAUUCUGCCAAGAACAAAAUGGAAGAUGGCGUCGAGGAGGUGCCUGCCGAAAUCUGCGUGGUGAUCGGAGAUAACCGGAACCAGCAGAAUAUUGCAGGUGGAGAUUCUCCAGAGAGACUCGCAGCAGCCAUGAGCAGGGAACCAUCCUGGAGCGGCAGCAGCCGUCCACGUAGCAUCCCCCCAAGAAUCAGCACAUCCUCUCCAGGGUCCUAUGAAUGUGGGAUUUGUAGGAAAAAGUACAAAUAUUACAACUGCUUCCAGACUCACGUACGAGCGCACAUAGACAAUGAAGCGGCUUCUGUAGAGGGUGCUGCACAGGGAAACAACUUUCGCUACACGUGCGACGUCUGUGGCAAAAAGUACAAAUAUUACAGCUGUUUCCAGGAGCACAGGGACUUGCAUGCGGUGGACGACACCUAUAUCCAUAUGAUGGUAACGUCAGGGGACGCAAAGGAAGACGACCUAGAUCCAUGUGUCAAACUUGGUCCAAAAACCGGUAAUUAUAUGUGUGAGUUCUGCGGCAAACAGUACAAAUAUUACACUCCGUACCAGGAGCAUGUAGCUCUGCACACCCCGAUCAAAAGCGCAUUCAACCAAGAUGUGGAAGCAAAGCAGCCCAACAACUAUGAGGAGACCAAUAGCAAUUCCCAGCAUUCCAGUGCCGGCUCGAGUCGAACACACGCAGGGAUGUCUGACAUGGUGGGCGGCAGCGUAGGCGGCAGCAGCAUGACCAACUGGCAGAAGGAAGCCACCAGCCCCAUGACCUCCAGCUCGUUCCCGCUCAUGCAAGGCAAAGGAUGGAAAAAGAAGAUAAAAAGAAAGGAAGAAACAAACAACAAAUCUGUGAAAGAAGAGAAAAGUGGUAAAGUAGAAGAACCGUACACUUGUGGGGCUUGCGGGAUUCAGUUCCAGUUUUACAACAAUCUCCUGGAGCACAUGCAGUCACACGCUGCCGACAACGAGAACAACAUUGUCACCAACCAGUCCAGGUCGCUGCCACCUCCGGAGGAGAACUGGAAGUCUCAACCCCAACCUCAACCCCAAAGAAACAACAUUAAUAACACAGUUGCAGCGUCUUCUGCACCGGUUCCAGCCGUCAACAACUCUAUCCCCGAAAAGGAGCGCCAACACAUCGCCGAAAGGCUCCUGAGGGUAAUGUGUGCCGACCUGGGGGCCCUGACGGUGGUGAACGGUAAAGACUUCCUAAAGCUGGCACAGACCCUGGUAGACACUGGAGCCCGAUACGGGUCGUUCCCUGUAAGCGAAAUUCUGGGUAACAUGAACACUCUAGCAUUGAAGCACCUGCCACGAAUGUACAACCAGGUCAAAGUCAAGGUGACCUGCGCCCUGGGGAGCAACGUCUGCCUGGGGAUCGGGGUCACCUGUCACUCGCAAAGCGUAGGCCAGGACUCCUGUUACAUCCUUACCGCAUAUCAGGCCGAAGGGAAUCAGAUAAAGCGCUACGUGUUGGGCAUUAAAGACGUGGAUAACAGAGACAGUGGCGAGUUCAUCCACCAGUGGGUGCAGAACGUCCUAUCGGAGUUCGUUAUGUCGGAGAUAAGGACAGUGUACGUAACGGACUGCAAGGUCAACUCCGCCGCCUUCGCCAAGGUCGGGACCUGCUUGCGUUGUUCCGCUUGCUCGUUGAACGCCGUGGUACAGAGCGUGUUGAACAAGCGCACGUUGCAGGCCCGUAACAUGCACGAGGUCAUAGAACUUUUGAAUGUCACGGAGGAGCUGGCAGGGUCAGCCGGGAUCGCCAGGGAGACGUUCGGUUCCUUAGAAGAAAGCUGUCCACCUCCUUGCUGGAACUCCGUCACGGACUCCCUUUUGCUUGUUCACGAGCGGUACGAGCAAAUCUGUGAAUUCUACAGCCGGGCGAAAAAACUGAGCAUCAUCCAAAACCUAAACAAGCAUCUACUGAGCAACUUGGCCGCCAUAUUGGCCCCGGUGAAACAUGCGGUCAUCGAGCUCAGCAACGAGCGCAAACCGACCCUCCAGCUCGUUCUUCCCACCUACGUGAAGUUGGAGAAGCUCUUCACCUCGAAGGCCAACGACGCCGGGGUAAUCAGCAAACUCUGCCACCUGUUCCUCGAAGCGUUGAAAGAGAACUUCAAGGUGGAGUCUGCGCACAAAGUUGCUAUGAUCUUGGACCCUCAGCAGAAGCUCCGGCCCGUUCCCCCGUAUCAACACGAAGAGAUCAUCAGUAAGGUCUGCGAACUGAUCCACGAGGUCCGAGACGGGGUCGAGGAGGCGGAGUUUGAAGCGCCGGCCAAAAAACCCAGACAAUCCAACGAGACAACCAAAGUUCAGGAAGACGACCGGCUGGAGAAGAACGAAGUCUAUGACUAUCUACAGGAACCUCUCUUUCAAGUGACUCCGGACCUCUUCCAGUAUUGGUCAUCCGUUUCCCAAAAACACACACACCUCUCCAAACUGGCCUUCUGGCUUCUGGCGGUCCCUGCGGUCGGGGCGCGGAGCGAGUGUGUGAACAUGUGCGAACAGACAUUACUCAUCAAGAGGAGGAGACUUCUCAGCCCCGAAGACAUGAACAAAGUCAUGUUCCUGAAGUCCAACAUGUUCUGAGCCGGUCAUGUUUUUUUGGGGGUGGGGAGGGGGUUCGGACUAUUUUUAAACACUGUUCCAAAAAAAAAAAAAAGUGAAUGACAAAGGAUUUUAUGCUGAAAACACUGUGGACCUCAAAAAGGAAACGCUAGGAACCAAGUGCUUUUUCUUUUAGGUUGUUGUUUUUUUUUUUGUUUUUGUUUUUUACGUCAAACUUGAGAAAGACAGACUGAGUCUUGUUCUUAGGAUUAACCCUUGAGCGAUGGCGACUGUUCUUUGCGCUACAGGCAGCUGACUUCCAAAGUCACUUGAAGAUUCAAUUUUUCAUUCUUUUUCCUCAAAGUUAGGUUGUUUUUGUAUUUUUUAUUUUUUUUGUGUUUUCUCUACAUAUAGUAACUAUUUAUUUUUCACAGUUUUUUUUUUUUUUGGCAGGGCCUUAGUAUACAGUGAGUGUAUUUGUUAAAAAUCGACUUUUAAAAUAAUUUAAGAUUAAAAAGUAAAAAAAAAAAAUAAUGGGAAGAAAGGAGGAGAAAAAAAAAAUAUUGGAAGGGAAGAAGGAGGAAAAAAAAAACCUUCAAGCAGCCGCGAGGCGGAAAGGACUGAAGAUUUCUCUCUUCGCUCCCUGUUUCGUUGAAUUGUUUUGAAGUCUUUUACGUGGUUUUAUUCGAAAGGAAAACCGCCCGCUUGUAUUUUUUUUUUUUUACGUCUGUUCUUUAGACUACUGUACUGUUAGAACCCACCUUAUCGCUCUGUUUUUCCGAUCUGAAGAACGUAAAUUUUUUAGGGGGGAAAAAAACUUUUAUUUAUUUUUUAGUUUUAUUUUAUUUUUAUUUUUUUUCACCUAACUUCUCUAUGGUCUGGAAUGUAAGGACUUCACAGGACGAGCAGUGGUUGAAUGUAUGUGCAAUAUCUGGCACUAUAGCAGUGGUUUUCAACCUGCGGACCUCCAGA